UGGCAACGUAAAAUAUCCGGUUGUAGAUCUUGAUUCUGCACUUGGGGCGGUGACGAGAGAGAAAAAUGGGAUCUCUCGGCAACGCCAUUUUUUCUUUAUCAUCCUUCAAAACUCCACCGGACAAUGAUGUCUCGUCACGGAAGAGAAAAACCAAGAAAUCUGCGUGUAAGUGUAAUCUCACCAUGGUUUCUAAGAACUCCUUCAAAUUGACCAAAAUCUCUUGCCAAUUGUCUGAGAGUGGCAUUGAAGAAAUACACACAAUCGAUGGAGUUUCAAGCACCAAGAACAGAAUGGAAGAGUACAACAUAGCUAUGAAGAGCAUGAUGAGGAACCCCUAUGAGUAUCACCAUGAUCUGGGCAUGAACUACACACUGAUAACCGAUAAUUUGAUUGUGGGUUCCCAGCCUCAGAAAGCAGAAGACAUAGAUCAUCUGAAACAAGAGGAAAACAUAGCCUACAUUCUUAACUUGCAGCAGGACAAAGAUAUCGAAUAUUGGGGAAUAGACUUGCAAUCUAUAACAAGAAGAUGCAGAGAACUUGAAAUUCGGCACAUGAGAAGGCCCGCAAGAGACUUUGAUCCCGAUUCCUUGAGAAGUGGAUUACCGAAAGCUGUUUCGUCUUUAGAGUGGGCCAUUUCAGAGGGGAAAGGAAAAGUGUAUGUGCAUUGUACAGCUGGAUUGGGAAGAGCUCCAGCUGUCGCAAUCGCUUACAUGUUCUGGUUUUGUGGCAUGAAUCUGAAUACAGCAUAUAAUUCACUUACUGCAAAAAGACCCUGUGGACCCAAUAGAAAAGCAAUACGUGGAGCUACUUAUGAUUUGGCUAAGAAUGAUCCCUGGAAGGAGCCUUUUGAGAGUCUUCCAGAACAUGCUUUUGGGAAUGUAGCAGAUUGGGAGAGGGAAUUGAUUCAGGAUCGUGUCCGCUCCCUCCGUGGAACUUGAGAAUACUGAAAUUCUUAGUGGAAUGGUGGGAAUCUGGAGGGCAACUUAUGAACUACAGGGCCGGAACAGGGGAGAGUUGGGCAUACCAAUGCACAAAGCUGAAUGUCUUUGAAGCACACCCAUACUAUACAUUCAAGCUCAUACUGUUCUGUUCGUUCAUCUUCUUCUAAAAUAAGGAUAAUUAUAGCACUGUUAAUAUUUAUACAACAGUUGCAUACUCAUGAAUAAAUUUAUGAGGCCUAGUGGGCAUUGGGCUUGAAGCCAUUUGUUGGUUGUAAAAGCUAAUACCUAAUUGAUGAGAUUUCCACAAUUAAGAGACUACUAACAAUUUUUUGUCA
This is a messenger RNA of Cornus florida, 1276 nucleotides long. Its product is annotated as phosphoglucan phosphatase LSF2, chloroplastic. Gene Ontology annotation, cellular component: chloroplast. Gene Ontology annotation, biological process: protein dephosphorylation; starch catabolic process. Bases 66 to 938 code for a protein of 290 amino acids. The record is from RefSeq and is a predicted model, not a curated record. Lineage: Eukaryota; Viridiplantae; Streptophyta; Magnoliopsida; Cornales; Cornaceae. The transcript has 5 exons. Gene Ontology annotation, molecular function: starch binding; carbohydrate phosphatase activity; protein tyrosine/serine/threonine phosphatase activity.